Molecule: messenger RNA, 2664 nt
Organism: Anopheles stephensi (Asian malaria mosquito)
Lineage: Eukaryota; Metazoa; Arthropoda; Insecta; Diptera; Culicidae
Product: sorting nexin-8-like
Exons: 7
Coding region: 623-2377 (584 amino acids)
Biological process (GO): retrograde transport, endosome to Golgi
Molecular function (GO): phosphatidylinositol binding
Source: RefSeq, a predicted model, not a curated record
AGGGGUUGUUAUUUACCGUGGCGCUUCCCGACGGUGUGGGGGUUGAUUUUCCGUCUCGUGCGCAUUAUCGGCGUCGGCAGUUCGGCAUUUGUGUUGCGAGAUAGGCGCAUUUCGCGGUGCAUCGGGAUUGCUCCCGUUCUAGGCAACAAAAGAAAAUACCUCAUCACGGAACAAGCAUCAUGCCUAGGAGAGGCAGGCAGGAAGAACCACAGGGUUCUCGAGGGUGUUUCCGUGCAUCACGAUAGUGCGGGCUGGUGAAAUUGGCGAAAAAGCGCGCGCGUGCUUCUGUGUGCUUUUCCCCCUGCUAUAUAGAGCAUCUCCGCUCAUCUACGUGCGAUUGUGCCCGUGGAAAUCGAAACAAUUGUGCAAUUGUGUGUGUUGUGUGUGUGCUGUACUGUGCCUCUCUGAAACGUUCAAGCACAGUCCGAGUACCGAGCGGUAGCAGGACCAGGCAGCUGGUCAUUCGGUUAAUUAUUCACGGCCAAUGCAGUUCCUUGGCUACUACGGUGGCAUUAACAGCGGUGCUCUAAAAUACUGCAAUACGGGUGAGAAGCAAAAAAAGUGAUUUGUGUGGGAAUUUAUAGAGCGUAUAGAAGCGUAAAUACUAGGCGAGAACACGAACAUGCCCGUUGUUGUUGUGGAGACGGAUUUUCGGCAACCACCGCCAGCAGCAGCAUCCCUGCUCGCUUCGCCCAGGACGACGUCUCCGGAUGCCGUCUCGGACGCAGCCUCCAUUGCGAUGAGGGAAGUGUCGGCAGCAUCGAGCAACCAGAAUCGGGAAUCCCCGUUCGAAGGGACGGACAAUUUCGGCGAUAGUACAUUCAUCAAUGGAACCACGUCCGCGUCGAAUGGUUUGUUGCAUUCCUGGAACGGUACCAUGCCGGACAUCUCCAGGUCACCGUCGGUUGGUGAUACGUUCGUGUCUGCGGCAGCAUCUUCCGACCUUCCGUAUCCUUCGUCCUUCUCCGACGACAGUACGGACGAUUCCGAGUCGGGUCCGGAUGAGGAAGUGGUGGACCAAUCGGAAAGGAUUGCGUAUAUCACGACCGCCACCAUUACGCUCAGCGGCGGCAUCAAUUCGAUCGAUCUGGCCGAUGUGACAGGAUCGGGUGGAAAUGCCCCUCCGGCUGCCGGUGCCAAUCGAUUUCGUUCGACCGGUCCCGUACUGGCAGGAGAAAGCACCCUGGACGCGGGCCUACUACAGCAGGGAGCACUUUCACCCGGUCAAGGCCCAUCUUCGUCAUCCGCAACGACGUCCAUUUCGGUGUCGAUCGCUUCGGUUGGCGAUGACUCAACCGAGCGGGAGCUGAACGAAUCGCACGUCAGCGUUAGGAUAGUGCCGGAGAAAAAAGGACUCUUUCUGAAGCAUUCCGAGUAUGAGAUCAAGCUAAAGGGUAUCGAGAAAACGGUUCGGCGGCGGUACAAAGAUUUCGUCACGCUUCAUCGCUAUCUGGCAGUGAAGUAUCCAUAUCGACUCCUACCAGCACUACCACCAAAGCAGUUGAUGCUGGACUCGCUUCUCGAAGAACGCCGCCGAGGACUCCAAACAUGGCUCAUCGUCGUAUCGCUACACCCCGUACUGGGAAGCUCACCGAUCGUUAGCACCUUUCUGCGCGAUACCACCACCGACCAUCAGUACCGGUUGCGUGUGGCGUACGAGAAGCAAAUGGACGAAUUGGUACGACUGCGGCCCGACGCAACACUUCCCGAGGUGGAUAUGGACACGCUAGCUGAAUCGCGAACUCGUUUGCGCCGUGUGCAGCACAGCAUUGGCCGGCUGAAGCAGCUGUUCGAUCGACGGCUCUGUCAUUCCAAGUGUCAGCCAGCGGAAAGUGCCGAAAUUGAGGACAUUUUGCAGAGUCGCGAUUUGCGCGACACAUUCAACGAGGAUGGAACGCUCGAGGAUAUGGCGACGGGUGAGCGACUGGUGGCGAAACAGUACGAGCGGUACGUGCAGGUACAGCAGCGUGCCGUUUCGGAACGGUUGGAUGUGUUGCUUGAGGUGCUGCAUGCGCACAGUGAUCUAUGCGAAGGGAUCGAAAAAAGCAUAUUGGCGGAUCAGCAGCGUGCAGUGGCAAAGUCCAGCGCAGGAGUUGAUAGUUCUGGCAAUGUUCGCACAAAAACUAAAGCUCCUAGCAUUCAUCAAGGCAAUAUUACGACCCAACAUGACGCACCGACCACCGACCUAAAGCAUCUGGCUCGACGUUCUGCGUUCGCCUUCAGCUGUGCCCAGGCCGAAACGCUACUAGCGGAGCGGUAUCUACAAUCCUUGCCUUCGAUACUGCUGUCGUACGCGCACGAGGAGCAACAGCACCAUCAGAAGAUGUCGAAGAUAUGGCAUCGGUUAGUGGUUAGCGAGUCUAGCAGGCUCGACUAAUGGGUGAUGGCUCCAAACCCCUUUUCCGCUAAGCAUACAUAAACGCGCACAACGUUGUGAGAGGAGUAGUACAGGAAUUAGUGCUAAUAGGGCGUGUUGUUUUUAAAAAGAUUGCACACAUUAAUACAAAAUCUUGAAAUGUCCACCUCGAAAUUUGAAUUCAGUUUGCAAGUUUGAAUUAAUUUUUGGUAUACUUAGAAGGAGGAUUAAAGUUAUACGGGUAGAUAUAUGGCUUCUGUUUUAGGAAACUCUUCUGAAUAGAUAUGGUAAUAUGUAAUGAAAGCGGG